This is a messenger RNA of Mauremys mutica (yellowpond turtle), 6282 nucleotides long. Its product is annotated as band 4.1-like protein 5. The record is from RefSeq and is a predicted model, not a curated record. NCBI's taxonomy places the organism in Eukaryota, Metazoa, Chordata, Testudines, Geoemydidae. Bases 16 to 978 code for a protein of 320 amino acids. The transcript has 10 exons.
UCCUACUUUUGCAGCAUGCCUCUGAUUGUUGAUUUACUAGACAGCAAGGAGUUGCUGGAGACUUGCAUUGAUGAGCCUAUUGCUAGUUUGACAGCAGGAGUUCCAGAAGAGGCAGAUCUUAGCUUUGUUCCUCCUGGCACAAAGGAGACAGCUGCUGAAAAAAUAGAUCCUGCUGCAUUCAAAGACACGUUGAAACUGAAACAUCUGGAGACAGAACCCAGCCCAAUGCCAGCGCCCUGCUCCAACAUAAACAUCAAUAUCAAUAAACAGGAUGAGGUGGUGAAGUUGACAGAUAAAUGUCUUAAUAAUGCAGUUGAGAGCCCAGUAACAACAUCAGAGCGUCUUCCUGCAGACAUAAAGAGCAACAUCCUGAAGGCCCAGGCAGAGGCAGUGCACAAGAUCACAAGAGAGGAUAGCAUGUCGGACAACAAGAAAACCAGUAUUCACGAUGCCACUGCCAGGGGCAUCCUGAUCUCAGGGAAAGCACAGAGCAGCCUCCUGUCAACCAACCCACUAUUUCAGGAAUCAAGAGAAGUGCUGAAAGAAAUCCCUGCCUCAAAUGCCUUCCUUCCUAAUGCAUUAGAAGAGGAUAAUGCCGCCUCUGCCCCCGAAGAAUCACUGGUUCCAGCUAUUCUGGCUCCAGCAGAGGAGACUGCAGUUUUAAAGAGCAGUCCAGAUGACCUUGAUAUUUUGUUAACAUCGCUGACGGAGAAUCUAAUUGACUUUACAGAAACCAUUCCUCGGGUGUCUUCCCAGCCCACAAUUACACCCAGGUGGAUCGUGCCAAGUGGGCAGAUUUCCAAUGGGCCUUUGGGGAAUGAUGUUGUUUUAGCUCUAAAGGCAGUGAAAGGCAGCGCUGAAACAUUGUCGCUCCCAGCUGGAUCUCCAUCAUCACAGCAGUCAGCUGAAAUCCUUGCAAGCCCCGUCACGGAGGAUCCUGCAAUAAAGCCGAAAUGUUUACUCACCACUGAACUCUGAGAGGAGGGAGCUUCAGUGCUUCCAAUCUGCUGAAAACUCAAACCUUCUAGCAUCUUCAAGGAGCCCUUUGGAAGGACCUACCUGGGAUUAAGCUGUUGCUGGAUGUGGCCACAAAUGACCAGCUGCUUUGCUGAGAAUCUGGAGGGAAACUUUCAUCUUCAUUACAGUUUAGCUAGAACUAUAAUAUAAACUAGGAUGUAAAGCUCCAAGGAUGCACGAGCUUCUCCCUCAGGAGAGAUGAAGCACACGCUGGAACUAGUUCUGGGCAUGAAUAACGAAAUCUAGGAGUGUUUCAUCCAUAUUUGACUUAGUCUCUACCUUUUACUGCUUCAUAGAUGGGAAGUGCUCACUCUGAUAUCAGCCCACUAGCUUUGUGAAAAUUUGUGUCCCAGAGCUUCAUAACUUGACACUUGGAGAAAUUAGAAGAACUUCUAGGGCCAGCAGCUGAUUAUGAAUAUAAAUGAUGACUAAUAGCGAUAAUGGUAAUUUUAUACAAUCAAGGCCAUUCUUUUCUGUGUGAAUGUCCCUUCUCUGUUUUCCUUUGUACCAACAUGGACAAGCCUUCUUGGCCUUAACCCUCUUUGUAGUCUUUUGCACCUUCUCUUUACAGCACCUGGAAAGAACUGAAAAUCCAGCCCAUGGGUGCCCAUUUACCCCAGUAACUGGAUUUAAGCUGCUCUUCGUAGCCAGAGAAAGGAAGAAUUCUUCUGCCAAACAGCUUAGCAUUCCCAGAGAAAGGUAGGGAGGUCUCACAUUUUGCCCCAGACGUCUUCAUUUCCUAGAAGACUUAACAAAUGUGUUUAGAUGUGUUUUAAGCCAUAGAGAUGCAUCCUAGUUUGGAUGCGAAAGCGAGACCUAAGGAUGAAGGGCGUGAACACAGGGACUCUCCAAAGGCUGGUCUCCGCUGUUAUUUUUUUAGGGCUAGGAGGGACUUUUCACUGUUGAUCUUGGUUCUGUUAGUGUUUCCAGCAGCUGUUAUUUAGGAACAUGCGACUAGCGGGUUAGGUGGCACAAGUGUACAAACAAAACAGUUAAUAUCCCGCCUGCAUUCAGUUCCAAACUUCAAUAUCAGGUAUGGAUGGGAAUGAGAGUGGAAAGAGGUCAGCUGGGGACAGAAAGAGGACCAAGGGUCAAAUGUCUCCUAAUGGCAAUUCACCCAUUUGGGUAGGUGGAAGGUAGGAGCAUUUGUGCAAGAGUGGUGACCAGACUACACACUGCAGAGUGCUGACCUUCCUGUACUAAUGGCGAACAUGUUCGCUACCACGUACUAAGGAGGAUUAGGAUACAGACAGUAGCCAGCUUGAAGAGACCAUUAGGGCUGCAGGCAAUAGGGUCCCCAGCAGAAACCACACAGAUGAGCCUUCAGAUACUAUGGUGAUGAGUGCUAUCAAAAACUUUAACAAAAGGUCAAAGGAAGGAGAAAAAUGGGAGCCCAAUUGGACAAUAAUUUGAUGUCCUUUACCAUGACUGCGUCCUAACAGGAAUGCCUGGUUGAAAUAGCAAGGGGGGUAGUUUCUGUGUUUGUGACUGGGGCAGAGGCUGGUCUCUGCAUAGUGCUGUAUUUUAUAAAUAUUUACAUGCAGAUAGUUCAUGUUGGCAGAAACACUUUAAAAGAAAAUUCUUAAACUUUUGCCCAUUUUCACUCCUGCUCGCUUAAAAUCUGCACAUUACUAAAUGUGCAAAAUAAAAACUGGACUAAACCACUGUGGUGAUAAGAGAGAAUGGGUUAGUUUUGGGCUGGUUUUUUCCUCAGCAUAACAAGAGUUUGCUGCUGCUGAAUGUGGCUGCUGUAGUGCUUGUGUCUGCAAGAUGCUACAUAAGUAGCAGUGGGGCUUGGUAGACCAGCCCGUGACUGUGUGUGGAUAGUGGUUCCCAGACACUGCUACAGGAACCAGUGCUAGGGAUUUGUGACUGGUACCACAGGUUUUCCCACACUCUCUAUGCACUGAUUGUGAGAGGAAUUGAGCAGCCCAAGUCCUCACUGACUCCAGCGCUUCUCAUCCUCAAAGUGAACUUCUGUCAUAGGCCAGAUGUGGUGGUUCUGCUCACUCCCCAUUCAACUGUAUCCACUGUAGUAGAGGUCUGGAUUGUUUACUCGUCACGUCCAAGCUUUGUUGCAGGUUAGGAUGGAUAUGGCUUCCUGGCUCAUAUCUUAGUCUGGGUUAGUACAUUUGCCCAAAAAGGUUGCUUCAGCAAUGGGAAGCUACAGGUGCAGGAACAAAGCCAUUACUUGAGAAACUUGGCACUUCCUGUUAACCUGUUUGCUUAGCAGCAUCACCUGCCAGAGAGAUUUGUUGGUUUUGUCAACAGACCGAAGACAGUAGAAUUUUAAUUGAAAACAAGUUUGUUAGUUGAUACAGCAGUUGAGGUGAACUGUGCACUAGCCGCAGGAGCCUCUUAACAAAAUAAAAUGAUUAAGCAUAGUAUGUGCAGUCCCUCCCCCAGUCCUCUUCCCAGUGACCAUCUGUGUCCAAUACAUUAUACAUGGUGGUGAAAAUAUUGUGCCCUUAAAAUCUAAAUAGUUUAAUGCUGAAUUAAUUAGUGUGAUCUUUUUAAUCCCUUAGAAUAUGGCCAGGAUUUUUCCAAAGUAACUAGUGAUUUUAGAUUCCUGGAUUUUUGGUGCCCAACUUCAGAUAUUUGGGAUGAAAUCUUGGCCCCGUUGACGUCAAUGGCAAACUCCUAAUGAUUUAAGGGGGGCCAAGGAUUUUACCACUAAUUUUCAGAGGGUGAGUGCUCCCCACUUGCUGAAAAUUAGGGCCUUUUAUAUAUCAAGAUGGGCACCCACAAUUGCUAGUCACUCUGGAAAAUUGUAACCUGUAAAUCCUAUUCUGUUCCAAUGAUGAUCUGAUGCUUAUAGUUUUGUUUCACUAAAAUGUUACUUACAAAAUGGCAGAUGUAAGUGCAGUAGCCUGAUUGGCUGUUGAAUCCAUAUUGUAAUAUUACAGAGGACCCAUAUUUACCAAAACAAAAAUACAGGAACCACGACACCUAUAGAGUAUCAAUUACUGCCUUUCAUCCACUCGGAAGGGGGCAUUUCUUAUCAUUUCCUGUUAUUUACUGGUUGUGUAGAAGGCCCAGCUGGCCUGUAAAAUGUUGCCCAUUGGCAUUUAGUUAUUUUAAUUUGAAUGCUUCAUCUAUAAAAUUCUGCCAUCCAGGUUUUGAAUUUGUUGUUGGGACAUUUGAUGACAUUGUUGAACAGUUACAAAGUACAGCAAAACAACCCUUUUAAAAUUUGAAGAGAGUGAGAAAUAGGCAAUUUGUACCACCCAAUAUGUGGCAUUCAACGAGGGAAAAACCCAGCUCCCAAAACCAAGGAGUUAAUCUCCAUUUGAAUUACGAAACUAUCACCCCACUUUUUACUGAUGCUUAUUCCAGUGUAUAGUAACUAAAUGUUGCAUUUUGCCUCUUCUUCUUUUACUGUGUUGGUGUUUAGUUUCUAGAUAUCAAACAGGGAUUUGUAAAAUACUUUCUUAUGUCUGGAAUUAAAAUGUGACUAUUGUAAACACAUUGCAGAAGGGUGGCUGGACCACAUGACCACCUUGGUUAUGGAAAUGUAAAUAGAAACUAAUUUACCUUAUUAACCUCAUGGAAGUGAUGGCUCUUAAAGCUCCAGCAUCGAUCUCAAGCGAUUAGCCUGACAGCAGCAGGUUGGAGAGUCUAAACUCUGUGAGUAAUAAUUUCCAUUGAAAUGUUUAUGUAAUAAAUUCCAUAGCUACUUACAUCAUAUGUUCAGUUAUGCCAUAUGCAUGGGGCAUCAGAAUUAGCGUGCAGGAUCUUGGAGACCAAAACCACAGGCCUCUUUACCACUUUAACUAAAGGACUAUGGCUCUGCUAGUAAGAAAGACAGGCAGUAUAAAGCAGUACUUACACAUUAGCCAGUUACAGUACAUACGUAAGUAUGAAUUUCUUCAAAUUGGAGCAUUAGCCUAUGUAGCACAGUAGGACUUUAGUUUGGACUGUUUUCUGAACAAAUAACUCCAGGAAGGAAAAACUUGCUGCUCCAGAAAAAAGACUGGAUAAUAGCCCAGUUCAAAUUUGGGUUUCUUUCCACAAACCUCUUCUUUUCAGUCUUAUUUUCUUUCCCAAUCUCUCCCCUGCCCCACACCUCACUUUUUUGUCUUCAGCACAUUCCUGCCUCUUGCAGGAGAUGCUGUACUAUGCGAUCAUCCUUCCCCUUCACAAGCGGCAUGGGGCUAUAUUGUCAAGUACUAAACGUGCGCUGCUAGACCUCCUAUAGGUUAGGGCAUUCACCUAGCAGCUGUCUCUCUUGACAGCCCAGCACCUUGUCAUAUGAGAUGUCUUAUCAGAACUUCUUGGAUUAGCAGCAAACUCUGUUAGCACUACACUGUCACACCCAAGGCUUUUCACAAAUAGCUGGACAAUAGUACAUUUUUAUUUUUAAAAAAUCCUUGUCGUUAAUGGCCUUUUAAUGAUACAAGUGUAACCCAGUUUAACAGAGAGUAGCAAAGAGCAUGGGUUGCACAAGAAGACUCAUCAGAGGCAUGUUUAAAAAUUCCUAUAACAGAACAGCCAUUUGAAAAUGUGAAAAGCUGGGAGAUACAUUAUGGUCUGCUAAGCUCUGGGAGUUGUUUUCUGGCCCAGAGCAGUCCUCAUUCUACCUGAAUCUUUCACAGGACUUUAGAAAUAGUGCAGGUCCCCUACCCCAAUGCAUUAAAAUUAAAUGACUUUGAUAAGCACACUAGGUUUUUAUGAUUAGAGAGCGAAAUCCAGGCAAUUUGAAGAGUCUGCAUUUGAGACCUGUGAUCUGGAGCACUCGGCAUUAGCAUUUGACACGGGGCAUCAGGAUGUUCCCCUUCAGCUCAAGUGCUGAAGCCCCAUGGAACUGUUCGCGGUAGGGAGCGGGUAUUGCAUAAUGUGGGAGGAAGGUAGGAGUCUUCUGUGAUGUUCCCAGCCAUUUUCCUUUCUGGCUGAGCACUUCACUUCUCUGGUUUCCUCCCACACACACACAACUAAUUACACUUAACUGGACAAACUUAUUUCAAAGUAUGUAAGAAUAUUUUUUAGCGAGACAGUUUUGUUAAAUCAUACUAGCUACUGUAUUUUUACGUUUUAUAUGUAAAGCUUGACAAUAGCUCAAUGUAUAAUUUAUUUUUGUUUUUUUAUAAAGUUCACCCUCCUGCUUCACGACGAUAGCCAAUGUAUAAACUGUAUUAGAGGCACUGCACUGAGCUUCAUAUUGAGUCUGUACAUGGUAACAAGAACUGUGAUUUGUAGUCCACUCAGAAUCAAUCGUGAAUUGUUUUUAUUGUAGUUUUCUCUUAAAUAUACCACAUCUGUGCAAAA